UAAACAGUGGUACCAGUACAGUAGUUGGUAAUCUGUGAUCUCUGUGAUGUUCGAAACAUGUGUUGGUGGGAACGAAAUGUUAUGAUAUUUUCACCAAAUGGCUGUCAUAUACUUGAUAUUCUUGUUCAGCCUUACAGAAUAAGCAAUAAACAAUAAAGUAUAUUUGCAGGUUGUGGACUUUGAUAUAAAAUGAGGUUAACAGCAGUACUGUGUAAGCAACACAUUGAACGUAUGUUCAAGAAACAUUGGAGGCUUCAGAAAACACGAGUUCCAUAUCCUACUGAAGCAGAAAGUGAAAUGGAAGCCAGAGGUAUACCAAUUUAUGAGCCAAAUGACAUUAUAGAAGAAAGGCGUGAAUUUGUGAAGGUGGAAGUAAAACGUCAUGAACCUAGGCCAAUACCACGUGAUCAUACGCAUCCAUUUUAUCAUGAAAGAAUCUGCCAUAUGUAUAGAGAUCAUAAUGUUCUUUUGAAAGGUCUGGACCAAGCAAAGAUUCUAACUAAAACAGUGGAAAUUAAAACUGGUUUACCUGUCGAGAUAGAAAACUUAGUGGGAUCGCAGUGUUUACCAGAUCAAGAUGCAUUGGUUCAGAGGUGCAUAAUGAAGGCUCAUGUAUUUGAUGCAAUGCAAGUGAAAUUACCAAAAAUCCAUGACCCACAAAGGCCAGCGUGGAAUUUUCCAAGAGUAUAUGGGAUUACUGACAAGAGAAGAAAUGAUCUUUUGUCUUCAAAACUCUUACAGUUGUGUGAUUUUGCAUGUGAGAAUAGUGCUGAUGCUGUAUCGAGCCGUGCAUUGGUGCAGGAUGAGACUGUAUUUGUGCCACUGGAGAAGGAUGGGGAUCUUAUACAGUUUGAAUUAACAGUAAAUUUUCUGCUGAAUUCUGGAAUACCUCUACCAAUAUAUGCUAAUGCUGAGGAAGUGGAGGGAACAAAAGUUAUUCCUUUACCAGAUCUGUAUCCAAUAAAACACACAGUCACUUUGGAGAGAGAGAACAUAUAUCAAACUAAAAAUAUCUUUCCUGUGCUCCAGGGUAGCCAGUUUCCAUACAUUCAUACUGCUGUCAUUCACUAUAAUGAAACUGAAGUCAAGAAUAUUUAUGAGACUCAUGUCACAGAAGAGCAAAUCCUAGGGAGGACGCUUCUGAAAUCCUUUGCAAUUGCUGCAGCAUAUGCCCAGCAGAGAUUUGGGGUGAAUGUGAAAGACCUUCCAGAACCUAUCACUAUUCAGUGUGUACAGACAGAUGGGAGGUUAUUUCACUUUGCUGUUUUCCAGCUUAACACCCUUGAUCUUAAUGGAAUUGAUGGAAAGAAAAACAUAUUUUGGAUGCUGCCCAGAAUUCCUUUAUUUUCUUCAUGCAUGUAUGUGAAAGGCAAACCAUGUGUUGAGGGUUACAAUCCAGAAGUGUUCUGUAGAUUUCUUGCAUUUUGUUCGAAUGGUUUGCAGUCGUAGUGAUGAUGUAUGCACUAGUGAACUGUAAGAAACUAUUAAAUGUUUAUAUAAAAAAAAA
Cryptotermes secundus is the source of this 1507-nucleotide messenger RNA. It is a transcript of the gene mRpL37, whose product is annotated as 39S ribosomal protein L37, mitochondrial. The record is from RefSeq and is a predicted model, not a curated record. Gene Ontology annotation, biological process: translation. Gene Ontology annotation, cellular component: mitochondrion; ribosome. The transcript has 7 exons. Gene Ontology annotation, molecular function: structural constituent of ribosome. Bases 190 to 1449 code for a protein of 419 amino acids. NCBI's taxonomy places the organism in Eukaryota, Metazoa, Arthropoda, Insecta, Blattodea, Kalotermitidae.